AUGUCAGAGACAGCUUUUGAGAAGGCUGUGAAACGGCGUAAUCGAGUUAUGCGUCAAAUUCAAUCUAUGAGUUUUUAUGUACAUGAAUUCAACGAUCGUACAGAAGUGGGCCAUGCUCAACUUAAGCAUCGUUAUGAAAAAUUACGUGAGCUUCAAGCAGAAUUUGAAGUAAUUCAAAACAAAAUUGAAGACAUUGCUGAAGAUGACGAGCAGUUUGUCAUAAGACGUAGUGUCGACGAUCAGGUUUUUGAAUUAUUAUCAGUUAUAUCAGCACAAAUGGCCAAUUUUGCUGAAACUAGUUCAGCAAAAGGGUGUCAGAGUUCCAGCUCAAAGACAACAACUAAUAGACGAGUGAAACUGCCUGUUAUACCACUGCCUACUUUCAGUGGACGCUAUGAUGAGUGGUUAACUUUCAGGGACACAUUUCGCUCAAUGAUUCAUGACAACAAGGAUAUUGACGAAAUAGAAAAGUUUCAUCAUCUAAGAGCAGCUCUCAAGGGAGAAGCGGGAAAGGUAAUAAUGUCAUUAGAAACAACUGAUGACAACUAUUCAAUCGCAUGGAGUUCAAUUUGUCAACGUUAUCAAAACCGGCGGUUAAUUGUAGGCACUCACGUUGCGGAGUUGUUCAAGUUGCCAGAGCAGAAGACGGAAACUGCAAGAGGUCUUCGAGAAUUAGUCAACAACUUAAAUAGUCACAUUCGUUCUUUGUCAUCUUUAGGACAGCCAACGGACAAGUGGGACGCCAUAUUAAUUCAUUUAGUGACUAGCAAAAUACAUGCAGUUACUCUGCGUGAAUGGGAAUGUACACGAACUGACGACGAGCCGCCAACAAUAAGUGAGUUCGGAGAUUUUCUCGACAAAAGGUGCUUGAUUUUAGAAUCUGUUGAGGCGGCUAGUCAUAUUAAGUCCAACGCGGAAACUUCACGGGACAAACCAAAGGAGCCAGAGAGAAGGCGUCAAUGGUCAAAGGCAUUUGUUGUAUCUAACAAAGAAGCACAGCCGGCAAAAAGGCGUCAAACUGCGGUCUUACAGACGACAACAAAACUGUCGUCGUGUCCAAUCUGUAAGGGUAAUCAUUGGGUGUAUAAGUGUGAAAAAUUAGCAACAGGCACAAUUGAUGAGAGAGUUCAACAAAUUCGUGAGGCCAGGUUGUGUCUAAACUGUCUUCGACCAGGCCACUAUGCUGCAGUUUGCAAAAAUGGCAGUUGCAAAUUGUGUGGAAAGGGUCAUAACACGCUUAUUCACCGAAACAAUGAAGUGGCCCAGGCAGAGAAAACUGUAGCAAAUGUAGCAAAAGCUGAAGGCGGAUCGGUUUUGCUGUCUACAGCGAUGGUUCGUGUUGUAAAUACACAAACCGGUAAGUCUUGUAUGGCCAGAGCACUGCUAGAUUCUGGUUCGAUGUCUAAUUUUAUGACGAGACGGUUGGCAAAUUCACUACAACUCUAUCAAGAAAAAACUAAUCUCACCAUCUUCGGAAUUGGUAAUUCUUCGAACGGGGCCUUAGGUCGCGUUCAUUGUCAAAUUCAGGCAACAAAUUCGACCUACAAACAGCGUACAUCGUUUGUAUUACUGAAGGAUGUGACAGAUCGUAUACCAAUAGCACGUGUACCGUUAGCGUCUGUUCCGAUUCCUAGUCAAAUUCAACUCGCAGAUCCGAAGUUCAAUGAGCCGAGUCAUAUAGAUUUGCUGAUAGGCGCAGAACUAUUCUUCACAUUGCUCAGAGGAGAACAUGUUACAUUAUCGGACUCUAUUACGUUGCAAAAUACGGUGUUUGGUUGGGUAAUUGCGGGACGCGUAAACAGUAAUGAAAAUACAGAAACAAAUAUUCAGUGUUUCACCGCGAUUACACAGCCAGACGAAGAUUUAAACACACUUUUGCGUAAGUUCUGGGAGCUUGAAGAACAUAAUGACAUGACGAUACAAAACUCAAAAAUAACAGCGUGUGACAAAUUUUAUAGAGAAACAACACGGCGAGAUACAGACGGACGGUAUGUAGUAAAUUUACCGCUAUGCAACGAAAUCUUGAAAAAUCUUGGCGACACGAAAACAAUGGCAAUCCGUCGGUUCUAUGCAUUAGAAAAACGAUUAGAAUCCUGUCCAGAGACAAAGUCGGCCUAUACACUGUUUAUGAAGGAGUAUGAGGCAUUGGGUCAUAUGUAUGAAGAGACACAAUCGAUAAGACGGACAUUACCAGAAGCAUACUUGCCACAUCAUUGUGUGAUUAAGGCAGAGAGUACCACCACCAAACUACGCGUGGUUUUUGAUGCGUCAGCAAAAAGCACAACGGGAAUCUCACUAAAUCAAUCAAUGAUGGUCGGCCCCACAAUUCAAGAGGAUCUAUUCAAUAUUCUAAUCAGGUUCCGGCUACACUGCUAUGUUAUAACAGGGGAUAUUGAGAAAAUGUACCGACAAGUUAAAAUAUGCGAACCGCACCAGCAGUUACAAAAAAUCAUAUGGCGUGAUCGACCCACCGAAACAUUAAAGACGUAUGUUUUGACCACCGUAACAUAUGGUACAGCGGCUGCGCCGUACUUGGCUGUCCGAACCUUGCAUCAGCUUGCCGAAGAUGAAGGUGAUAGCUUACCAGUCGCUGCCCAAGCAAUAAAACGUGAUUUUUAUGUUGAUGAUUUAUUAACCGGAGCUGACACACUGACAGAAGCUAGACGCCUGCAACGUGAUGUUAGUUCAUUAUGCGAAAAAGGCGGUUUUCUAUUACGAAAGUGGUGUGCUAACCAUACUAGCCUGUUGAGUCAUUUACCAGAAAAUCUAAAGGGUACCAUUCACAAGUUAAAUUUUUCGGACAAUAUGGUCACUAAGGCACUUGGGGUGAAUUGGGUACCAGUGACAGAUAGUUUACACUAUAAGGUCACGGAAUGGAAACCAGCGAAAACAGUGACGAGGCGAGUCGUCACUUCAGAGAUCGCUAAGUUAUUUGACCCACUGGGAUUGAUGGGUCCCAUUAUUGUUACAGCAAAGAUUUUUAUUCAAUCUUUAUGGCGCCUCAACACAGGAUGGGACAGCCCAUUGCCGCUCGAAUACACCAAGCAGUGGAUAAAAUAUCGUAAAGGUUUAGUAAUAUUAAACAAUAUUACUAUUCCUAGACGGUCAACUAUCUCUACGAAGCAAGGCAUUCAAAUCCACGUAUUUUGCGACGCGUCCGAGUUGGCAUACGGCACAUGUGUAUAUAUACGCUCGACAAACGAUGACUCAAUCGUGUACUGUCAACUGUUAUGUUCGAAAUCACGUGUAGCCCCAUUACGAAACACUACUAUACCACGUUUAGAAUUAUGUGCCACGUUACUGGGUGCCAGACUACUUGACAAGGUAAAGACGGCACUAAAGGGUGUGGUGAAAAUUAAUCGUUGCUGUUUAUGGAGUGAUUCUACUGUGGCAUUAACAUGGAUAACUGACCAACAAGGUAGUCGAUCAUGGAAAACAUUUAUAGCAAAUCGUGUAGGCGAAAUUCAUGACCGAACGGCGGGUUGUGAGUGGUUAUAUGUCAAAGGAGAGGAUAAUCCAGCCGACGUUAUUAGUCGGGGAAUUUCUGCCUCACAAUUGGCUGAAAACCAACGUUGGUUCUGUGGGCCUGAGUGGCUAACAUAUCCAGAAGACGCAUGGCCAAACAAUACUAAACCCCAAGUCGAAGAGCCUAUCCCUGAACGGCGCAUACAACAAGUCAGUUUGAUCAGCACUGAAGUGACGGACGAUACGAUUCUCAAACGGUUUUCACGAGUAGAACGGCUACAACGGGUCACAGCAUACAUGUUACGAUUUAUUAAAAAUUGUAAAAGAGAAAAAACAACAAGAUUCAUUGGUGAAUUAUCAGUAUCAGAAGUACAGGACGGAUUAAACGUGUGGGUACGAAAAUCACAACACACGGCAUUUUCAACCAACAUUGACAACUUGAAAAAUGCCCGAGAAAUGAAUAAAAAUA
Messenger RNA from Daktulosphaira vitifoliae (grape phylloxera), 3934 nucleotides. RefSeq lists its product as uncharacterized. Lineage: Eukaryota; Metazoa; Arthropoda; Insecta; Hemiptera; Phylloxeridae. The annotation marks the transcript as partial. The record is from RefSeq and is a predicted model, not a curated record. The transcript has a single exon.